Penicillium manginii is the source of this 453-nucleotide messenger RNA. RefSeq lists its product as uncharacterized. The transcript is spliced from 4 exons. The record is from RefSeq and is a predicted model, not a curated record. Lineage: Eukaryota; Fungi; Ascomycota; Eurotiomycetes; Eurotiales; Aspergillaceae. The coding region runs from base 1 to 453 and encodes 150 amino acids.
AUGGGAAAACACCAGAAAUCCAAGUCUUGUCGACAGGGCCAGAAAAGAACCUACCGUCAGACACUUGUAACAAACUCCAUUCAGAAAGCUUUCCUAGGGGCUUCGUCUAAUUGCAAGAAAUUCACUACAUUGCAGCUUGAAGAAAGACUCUGCGACGUUGCUUACUAUACUUCAUUGACAAAGAUUGGAACUAUUGUGAAAUGCUUCUUGGGUUUGAGCCUCUAUACGGAGCUCACAGUGGGUGUGACUACAGACAAUGCAACAAACAACGAGACUCUCAUCCGGGCCUUGCAGGAGUCACUUCUUUCGAGCGGUGCCAUUAGUACGAGGGAAUCCAUUGUACGCGUUCCAUGUAUGGCCUAUGUGAUUCAGCUUUGCCUGAAGCAACUACUAGGCCAUAUCAGAGCCGCUCCAAAGAAUAAAGAAGUGAGAAGGUUUUGGUCUGACACCUAA